Oncorhynchus nerka (sockeye salmon) is the source of this 2211-nucleotide messenger RNA. It is a transcript of the gene scd, whose product is annotated as stearoyl-CoA desaturase (delta-9-desaturase). The record is from RefSeq and is a predicted model, not a curated record. The transcript has 6 exons. Gene Ontology annotation, cellular component: endoplasmic reticulum membrane. The coding region runs from base 226 to 1233 and encodes 335 amino acids. Gene Ontology annotation, biological process: unsaturated fatty acid biosynthetic process; monounsaturated fatty acid biosynthetic process; response to fatty acid. Gene Ontology annotation, molecular function: stearoyl-CoA 9-desaturase activity; palmitoyl-CoA 9-desaturase activity; iron ion binding. Lineage: Eukaryota; Metazoa; Chordata; Actinopteri; Salmoniformes; Salmonidae.
CUUCUCCAAACCCCGGAGCACCUAGCAAGGUAAACGGCUCCAGCAACACUGGAACUUAGGUCAUCACAGUGUUAUUAUAUUAUUUUCAAUUCAGUGCCGUUUACCACCUUUUGAAACUGGAUUCUGUCAUAUUUGUUCGCAUCAAUUAACAGAAGUAGUCUUCAUAAGGUAACAAAAUGUCUGCUUUCGUUGGCAGUUUCAUUCAUCAACAAAAUCACGGCGAGGAUGACUGACACGGAGAUAGAGGGUCCGGGGAGACACAGGAACGGUGAUGUGCUCGCAGAAUCGGCGACAAAAAGAGAUGAUGUGUUUGAUGAAACAUACAAAGAGAAAGAAGGUCCUAAACCUUCAAUGAUGAUCGUGUGGAGAAAUGUCAUAUUGAUGACUUUAUUGCACAUUGGAGCCGUGUACGGCAUCACCCUCGUCCCAUCUGCUCAUGUUUUGACCUGGGCUUGGUUUGUGUUUUGCUUUUUAACAAGUGCUUUAGGAGUGACCGCGGGGGCUCACCGGCUAUGGAGCCACAGGUCCUACAAGGCCUCGUUACCUCUCAGAAUCUUCCUAGCCACUGCCAACUCCAUGGCCUUUCAGAAUGAUAUCUUUGAAUGGGCUCGGGACCACAGAGUUCACCACAAGUUUUCAGAGACCGAUGCCGACCCGCACAACGCCGUCCGAGGGUUCUUCUUCUCCCACAUCGGUUGGCUCCUGGUGCGUAAACACCCAGACGUCAUUGAGAAGGGGAAGAAGCUGGAGCUCAGUGACUUGAAGGCUGACAAGGUCGUCAUGUUCCAGAGGAAGUAUUACAAGAUGUCAGUGGUGCUGAUGUGCUUCUCCAUCCCCAUGUUUGUUCCUUGGUGCCUGUGGGGAGAGAGCCUGUGGCUGGGCUACUUCGUGCCGGGUCUGCUGAGGUACACCCUGGUACUGAACGCUACCUGGCUGGUCAACAGUGCUGCCCACAUGUGGGGAAACCGGCCCUACGACACCAACAUCAACCCCAGAGAGAACAAGUUUGUCACCCUUAGUGCCAUAGGUGAGGGGUUCCAUAACUAUCACCACACCUUCCCAUAUGAUUAUGCAUCAAGUGAGUUUGGCUGCAAACUGAACCUGACCACCUGUUUCAUCGACUUGAUGUGUUUCCUCGGCCUGGCAAAGGACCGCAAGAGAGUGUCCACUGAAAUAGUGCUGGCCCGGGCUCAGCGCACUGGGGACGGAGGCACCCGGAACCGGAGUGGCUAGGAGGUUGUCCCCAAUCUCAAAAAAGCUCCAAAACAAAACCAAUGUAAAAAUGUUAAAAAACAUAUAUAUAAAACCGACAAAAAUGUAGUUUGCAGUGUAAUGUUGAGAGAUGCUUCUCUAUCUUGUAGCUACAGUCACAGCUUCACUCUUCUCCUUUGUGAGCUUUUUACGGAUUUCUUAAAGAUUCAUGUUAGCUUUUAAAAUAGGGACUUUAAUCACCUCUUGUUGUGCUGUUUCAUUUCUUCUUCUGCUGCAGCAAAUAGUCUGUUGUGUGAAAUGGUACAAAUCUGUCUGUUGCCAAAGCUGGUAUGCUGCCAUUGGUCGAGCCUCCCUCAGUAGGCUGGAGGAGGUGUUCAUGAGCUGUGAAUGCUUCUUCUGCUGCAAUGUUACAUUGAUGUUGCCUAGGCAAUCAAUCCAGAGUUUCUCCUUAAUACUGCUGUCAAGUAUUAAAGGAGAGAUUUGAAAAAUAAGAAAGCUUUUAAAAAAAGAAGAAAAAAAAACAUUUUAAACUUGUUUGUUGUGACACCUGUUAAAUCUCCCAUCUUGAAGUGAAGCUGUCAGUUGUGUCCAUAGCUUUCAUGUAAUGUGGGUCGUGCAACCAACACAGAUACUUUUCUAUUCUCAAAAGUAACUGUCCAGUGAAAGUCUCACUUUUAAAAGGUCGUAUUCUGUUUACUCAAACCCAAAGAAUGUUGCGGACUCGUCCUAUACUUGUAUUUGUGGCCAAAAGCAUAAAUUGGGAGGAAGAAAGAAAUAAAUAAAAAACACUUCAAAAACUCCAAUUCAAAGUUAUAUCUCAAACAGACGGUUUGCUAUUUCCUCAUAGAGUAUGAAGUGCUGGCCAAUCAGCGGUUUACUCACAUGAAUAUUUCUAAUGACCGGUAGAUAUGCCCACACCAUUCCAACACAGAAAAGCUGCUUCAUUUUUUAAAGAUUUGAAGGAAAACUAUUUCAUAUUUAAUAAAAAUCUGGAAGUUA